Mesoplodon densirostris (Blainville's beaked whale) is the source of this 8574-nucleotide messenger RNA. It is a transcript of the gene AKAP6, whose product is annotated as A-kinase anchoring protein 6. The record is from RefSeq and is a predicted model, not a curated record. The transcript is spliced from 15 exons. Gene Ontology annotation, molecular function: transmembrane transporter binding; protein kinase A binding. The coding region runs from base 294 to 7328 and encodes 2344 amino acids. Gene Ontology annotation, cellular component: sarcoplasmic reticulum; perinuclear region of cytoplasm. Lineage: Eukaryota; Metazoa; Chordata; Mammalia; Artiodactyla; Ziphiidae.
UGGCUGAGGGUUUCAUCAGAGUGCCUUCAGAGGUCAGAUCAUAGCAGGGCUUCCGUAUUGUCUCAGGCUCCACUGGAAAUGCAGCAAGGAUUCCUAGCACAUCCCAGUUGCCAUAGCAACAGCAGUCUUUCCCAUAAUGAGCUGCAUCAUCUGAACUGAUGUCACAGCAUCAUGCAGCAGGUCAAACAAGGCAUCUCCUAGUAUUGCAUCCUACAGAUGUGCUGUAAACAUCAAAAGAAGGCGGUGGGAGCAGGAGAUGCUGUUUUGGAAAGAAGUAAGGCUUAGACUUCUCCAUGUUAACCAUGAGCGUGACACUUUCCCCUCUGAGGUCACAGGACCUGGAUCCCAUGGCUACUGAUGCUUCACCCAUGGCCAUCAACUUGACACCCACUGUGGAGCAGGGUGAGGGAGAAGAGGCAAUGAAAGACAUGGAUUCUGACCAGCAGUAUGAAAAGCCACCCCCACUGCAUACAGGGGCCGACUGGAAGAUUGUCCUCCACUUACCUGAAAUUGAGACCUGGCUCCGGAUGACCUCAGAGAGGGUCCGAGACCUAACCUAUUCAGUCCAGCAGGACUCGGACAGCAAGCAUGUGGAUGUGCAUCUAGUUCAACUAAAGGACAUUUGUGAAGAUAUUUCUGAUCAUGUUGAGCAAAUCCAUGCCCUCCUUGAAACGGAGUUCUCCCUGAAGCUGCUAUCCUACUCCGUCAACGUGAUUGUGGACAUCCACGCGGUGCAGCUCCUCUGGCACCAGCUCCGCGUCUCAGUGCUGGUUCUGCGGGAGCGCAUUCUGCAAGGUCUGCAGGACGCCAAUGGCAACUACACCAGACAGACGGACAUUCUGCAAGCUUUCUCUGAAGAGACAAAGGAGGACCGGCUUGAUGCUCUAACAGAAGUGGAUGACUCAGGACAGUUAACUAUCAAAUGCUCUCAGAAUUACUUGUCUCUGGAUUGUGGCAUUACUGCUUUCGAACUGUCUGACUACAGUCCAAGUGAGGAUUUGCUCAGUGGCCUGGGUGAUAUGGCCUCUAGCCAGGUCAAAACCAAACCCUUUGACUCUUGGAGCUACAGUGAAAUGGAAAAGGAGUUCCCUGAGCUUAUCCGAAGUGUUGGGUUACUUACGGUGGCUCCUGAUGCGGUCCCUUCCAACUGCAGCGAAGCAGUUAGUGAGGAGGUGUCUCAGGUGUCUCUUUCAGCAGAUGACAGAGGUGGAUGUGAGGAAAACAGUGCGGCCACAGCGGAGGAGCAGCCAGGCUUAACGCGGGGGCCGUCAUCUUCAGGGGAAGCUCUGACAAAUGCUGGACAACCCUCUCUGGAGACUGUGAAGCAAGCAUCUGAUUCCUCUUCCCAACUUGGGGCAAAGAAUCAACAGCCUCUUCCUUGUGAAAAUGCAACCCCCAAGCGAUCCAUCAGAGAUUGCUUUAAUUAUAACGAGGACUCUCCCACACAGCCCACGUUGCCCAAAAGAGGGCUUUUCCUUAAAGAGGAGACUUUUAAGAAUAAUCUGAAAGGCACUAGUGGAAAGAAGCAGGUGGUUGAUCUCAAGCCUGAGAUGAGCAGGAGCACCCCUUCCCUGGCGGACCCUCGUGACAGAGCUAAACUUUGCCUGGUGUUACAGUCUUCUUACCCCAACGGACCUUCUACUGCCAGCUGCUCAUAUGAGUGUUUGCACAAGGUGGGGGAUGGGAAUCUUGAAAACACAGUCACAAGUCACAUUAAGGAGAUCUCCUCCAGCCUGGGGAGGCUGAAUGACCAUAAAGAGAAACUUCAACUUAAAAAGCCUCACAAGACCGUAGAAGAGGUGCCUUCAUGCCAGACACCUAAACGGGACCCCAGUUCAGGCAAGCAAGCCAAAACCACUAAGGGCUCAGUAGUGCCGAAUGGAAUUCCUUCUAGCACUUCCAAGGCCAUAGAGGGGCCAGAAACAGAUUCUGCUUCCAUGUCCUCACUUGAGCCAUAUAACCAGAGUAGUUGGAAUGCGAAAUUGCCAGUGCAGUCAGAAACAUCCAGUUCACCACCUUUUAGUCAAAGCAGUGAGUCCUCUGCUGGCUCAGACAACGUCAUGUCUCCGGUACCCCUUCUUUCAGAACACAAAAGCAAAAAAAGCUACACCUCCUCCCCAAGUCACGUCACCAGGAACGGUCAGGUUGUGGAGGCCUGGUAUGGCUCUGAUGAGUACCUAGCACUGCCCUCUCACCUUAAGCAGACAGAAGUAUUAGCUUUGAAGUUGGAAAACCUAACAAAGCUUCUGCCUCAGAAACCCAGGGGAGAAACCAUUCAGAAUAUUGAUGACUGGGAACUGUCUGAAAUGAAUUCAGAUUCUGAGAUCUAUCCAACAUACCAUGUCAAGAAGAAGCAUACAAGGCUAGGCAGGGUGUCUCCAAGCUCAUCCAGUGAUAUAGCCUCUUCGCUCGGGGAGAGCAUUGAAUCUGGCCCCCUCAGUGACCUUCCUUCCGACGAGGAGUUGUGCGUGCCUCUCUCUGGCAUGAAAAAAUACAUUGAUGAGAAGUCAGAGAGAGCUUCAUCCUCUGAGAAAAAUGAGAGCCAUUCCACUACAAAGUCUGCUUUAAUUCAGAAACUGAUGCAAGAUAUUCAACACCAAGACAACUAUGAAGCCAUAUGGGAAAAAAUAGAGGGGUUUGUAAACAAGCUGGAUGAAUUUAUUCAAUGGUUAAACGAAGCCAUGGAAACCACUGAGAAUUGGACACCUCCCAAAGCAGAGACGGAUGGCCUUAAAUUGUACCUGGAGACACACUUGAGUUUUAAGUUGAAUGUAGACAGUCAUUGUGCUCUCAAGGAAGCUGUGGAGGAGGAAGGACUCCAACUUCUCGAGCUUAUUGCAUCUCACAAAGCAGAAGGACUUAAGGACAUGCUGCGGAUGAUAGCAAGUCAAUGGAAGGAGCUGCAGAGGCAAAUCAAACGGCAACACAGCUGGAUUCUCAGGGCUCUGGAUACCAUCAAAGCUGCGAUUCUGGCUACUGAUGUGUCUGUGGAGGGUGAGGAAGGGACGGGAAGCCCCAAGGCUGAGGUUCAACUAUGCUACCUGGAAGCACAAAGAGAUGCUGUUGAGCAGAUGUCCCUCAAGCUGUACAGCGAGCAGUAUACCAGCAGCAGCAAGAGGAAAGAAGAGUUUGCUGAUAUGUCAAAAGUUCAUUCAGUAGGAGGCAAUGGGCUUCUGGACUUUGAUUCAGAAUAUCAGGAGCUCUGGGAUUGGCUGAUUGACAUGGAGUCCCUCGUGAUGGACAGUCACGACCUGAUGAUGUCAGAGGAGCAGCAGCAGCAUCUUUACAAGCGAUACAGUGUGGAAAUGUCCAUCAGGGACCUGAAAAAGACGGAGCUGCUUAGUAAGGUUGAAGCUUUGAAGAAAGGUGGCGUUUUACUACCAAAUGAUCUCCUUGAAAAAGUGGAUUCAAUUAAUGAAAAAUGGGAACUGCUUGGGAAAACCCUAGGAGAGAAGAUCCAGGACACAAUGGCAGGGCACAGUGGGUCGGGUGCACGUGACCUGCUCUCUCCUGAAAGCGGAAGCCUGGUAAGGCAGCUGGAGGUCAGGAUCAAAGAACUGAAAGGGUGGCUAAGAGAUACAGAGCUUUUCAUCUUCAAUUCCUGUCUGAGACAAGAAAAGGAAGGAACAAUGAAUGCUGAGAAACAACUGCAAUACUUUAAGUCCCUCUGUUGUGAAAUAAAGCAGCGACGUCGUGGAGUGGCCUCCAUCCUGCGAUUAUGCCAACAUCUUCUGGAUGACCGGGAGACCUGCAAUCUGAACGCGGACCACCAGCCCAUGCAGCUGAUCAUUGUAAAUCUUGAAAGAAGGUGGGAAGCCAUUGUCAUGCAAGCCGUCCAGUGGCAAACUCGGCUACAAAAGAAGAUGGGAAAGGAACCUGAGACUUUGAAUGUGAUUGAUCCUGGCUUGAUGGACCUAAAUGGGACAAGUGAGGAUGCCCUGGAAUGGGAUGAAACUGACAUAAGUAACAAGUUAAUUAGUUUGAAUGAAGAAUCGAAUGACCUUGAUCAAGAAUCCCAACCUGUCUUGCCUUCCUUAAAGCUUGAAGAGACAGGUAGUGAGGACCCUGGUUAUGAAGAAGAGGCAGGUGACCACGGGGCAUCUCAGUGUGCAUCGAGUAUCACUGCCCCGUCCAGUCCACACAUUUACCAAGUAUACAGCCUCCACAAUGUUGAGCUCUAUGAAGACAACCACAUCCCAUUCUUGAAAAACAAUCCGAACUUCACUAGCACAGCACAGUCUAGUGUUUUAACUAAGAGUCUCAGUAAAGACUCUUCAUUUUCAUCUGCCAAAUCUUUGCCAGAUCUUCUAGGGAGUUCCAAUUUGGUGAAGCCCUGCCCAUGCCACGGAGGAGACAUGAGUCAAAAUUCAGGCAGUGAGAGUGGAAUUGUCAGUGAAGGAGACACUGAAACCACUACCAACUCUGAAAUGUGCUUGCACAAUGUGGUGGAUGGGUCCCCAAGUAACCCUGAAACUGAACAUCUGGACCCACAAAUGGGAGAUGCAGUUAACGUGUUAAAGCAAAAGUUUAAAGAUGAGGAGGAACAAGUUAAGCUUCCAAAUAGCUCUCAGUUAUCCAUUUCACUAAAGCAAAAGUUUAAAGAUGAGGAGGAACAAAUUAAGCUUCCAAAUAGCUCUCAGUUAUCCAUUUCACCAGUCGGUUGUGUAAAUGGAAAAGUUGGAGAUUUAAACAGUGUUACCAAACACACCCCUGAUUGUUUGGGAGAAGAAUUACAAGGAAAACAUGAUGUGCUUACAUUUUAUGAUUACUCAUACCUCCAAGGCUCAAAACUCAAAUUACCAAUGAUAAUGAAACAGUCACAGAGUGAAAAAGCACAUGUGGAGGAUCCCCUGCUUCAUGGUUUUUAUUUUGAUAAAAAAUCCUGCAAAUCUAAACAUCAGGCUACAGAGUUACAACCAGAUGCACCUCCCCAUGAAAGGAUUUUGGCAAGUGCAUCUCAUGAAAUGGAUCGCAAUUCAUAUAAAAGUGGUGAUGUAGAGAAGACAUUCAGUGGCAUGCAGAAUGCCAAACAGCUCUCCCUUUUAUCUCAUAGUUCCUCUAUUGAGUCUCUUUCUCCAGGGGGUGAUUUAUUUGCAUUGGGCAUCUUUAAAAAUGGCAGUGACGGCCUCCAGCGAAGCACUUCUUUAGAAAGUUGGUUGACAUCCUAUAAAAGCAAUGAAGAUCUUUUUAGCUGUCACAGCUCUGGGGACAUAAGCGUGAGCAGUGGCUCAGUUGGUGAACUGAGUAAAAGAACAUUAGAUCUCCUGAAUCGUUUGGAGAAUAUCCAGAGCCCUUCGGAGCAAAAGAUAAAGCGAAGUGUUUCCGAUAUCACUCUUCAAAGCUGUUCCCAAAAGAUGUCUUUUCCUGGCCAGCUGUCAUUGGACAUAGCAUCUUCUAUCAAUGAAGACUCGCCAGCAUCUCUUACAGAACUUAGCAGCAGUGAUGAGCUCUCUCUUUGCUCAGAGGAUAUUGUGUUACACAAGAACAAGAUCCCGGAAUCAAAUGCAUCAUUCAGGAAGCGCCUGCCUCGUUCGGUGGCCGAUGAAAGUGAUGUCAACGUCAGCAUGAUCGUGAAUGUCUCUUGCACCUCUGCCUGCACUGAUGAUGAAGAUGACAGUGACCUCCUCUCCAGCUCGACGCUCACCUUGACAGAAGAAGAACUAUGCAUCAAAGAUGAGGAUGACGACUCCAGUAUUGCAACAGAUGAUGAAAUUUAUGAAGAGUGCAACUUGAUGUCAGGGCUGGACUAUAUAAAGAAUGAGCUGCAGACCUGGAUUAGACCGAAGUUUUCCUUGACAAGAGAUAAGAGAAGGUGUAAUCUUAGUGAUGAAAUAAAGGGCAGUAAGGAUGUAAGUAGUAGUGAGAUGAACAAUUCCUCUGACACCCUGAACAUUGAGGCCCUUCUAAAUGGCUCCAUAAAACAUCUCUCCGAAAAUAAUGGAAAUAGUAAGAAUUUACCCCACACCUGUGAGUUAGGGACGAAGGGUGAAAAUAAGAAAAAUAUUUUCAAAGUUAAUAAAGAUCCAUAUGUGGCAGACAUGGAAAAUGGCAAUAUUGAAAGUAUUCCAGAAAGGCAGAAGGACAAACUGAAUGAGAUUUCAAAGGAAUCAGAAAAUCUUGGUCCAACUGGGAAAAGGAUUUCAGAGAGUGAGCAUUGUAAGUGCAAAGCAUUUAUGGAUAGCUCAGAUGAUUCAAAUAUUGCUGGAAAGGAAUUUGUUCCCCAGAUGGUUAGACAUGUUCCAAAGAAAUGUCAAAAUCACCACCAUGUUGAAAAUCAAAGCGCUGCUUCUACUCCCACUGAGAAGUCUUGUCCAGAACUGCCUUCAGAAACCAGUGUUAUCAAUAGACAGGACUCUGAGGUACUGAAAUCUUCAUCCAAUGAUGCACCAAAUAUGGCUGGAAAAUCUGCUGGUUGCUGCCUAGCACUUGAACAAAGCGAAACAGAGGAAAAUGUUUCUAUCAGUGACAACGUUUCCUGUUGCAACUGUGACCCAGAUGUUUUCCAUCAAAAAGAUGCCGAAGAUUGUUCAGUGCACGACUUUGUUAAGGAAAUCAUUGACAUGGCUUCAACAGCCCUAAAAUGUAAAUCUCAACCUGAAAAUGAGGCAGCUGCUCCUACUUCAUUAACUCAAAUCAAGGAGAAGGUGUUGGAACAUUCUCACCGGCCCAUCCAGCUGAGAAAGGGGGACUUUUAUUCAUACUUAUCUCUCUCAUCUCAUGACAGUGAUUGCGGGGAGGUCACCAAUUACAUAGAAGAGAAGAGCAGCACUCCACUGCCACCAGACAUGACUGACUCUGGCUCAGAAGACAAGGAAGACACCGAAUGCUUCUUCGAGGCCUGUGUUGAGGAGGACCCUGAUGAAUACCAGUCCUGUUUCUCCAGCGCUCUUCCAAAUGAACCUGCAGUUCCCAGUGAAGCUCCAGUGCUACUGCAAUCAGCAGCAGGCUCUUCCAAGUUCAGUGAUGCUUCUCUCCUCGUCGAUGAUGCAGACAUGAUGGCUCUUUCAGGUCCUCCCCCUCCAAAAAGAGGUGAUGUAGGAAAGGAAGUGGAUGGUUUACCCCAAGCUUGUAAUGUCUAUGGAGAAAGCUCAGAGUUAACUACUCCUUCAAGGCUGAACGGUGAAAAGGAGAGUUUAGAAAACCCAGGUGAGUCUGGAAGACCAGAAGAACAUGAUGCUUCUUCAGCCCAAUCUAGAGUUCCGGGAUUCUCCUCGAAGGCAAAGCAGCCAAAAGACAUGGCUGCAUUGCAUCCCAACCCCAAAACUUUAACCUGUGAAGAAAAUCUUCUGAACCUUCAUGAAGAACGACAUAGAAAUAUGCAUAGGUAGAAUGUAACCCUCUCCAAGCAUGAAAAUCAUCUCAUUGAAAGGUAAGCCUGGCUGCAACUCAGGGGUGGCCUCAUAUUUCCGCCCUGGGCUGGUCUCUGGUUCCAUCGUGUCACUGCCAUUUGUUACAUUGACCUCUCCCAAGAUGAAUCAUUCUUCCGAAUGCGGUUGUCCACAUGAGCCUUGUGAUCUGGAUGUGUGCACUGGUUCUCUUUAGGUGGUUGUCUUUGAAGUUCAGCAAAGCUGCUUGUUCUCCCAUGGAUUCCUGUCCCAAGCUACCUCUACCGACCCCACCUCUCCAGAGAGACUUUUCAGUUUGCCUUCUCCCCUCCCCAUCUACUCUCUAAAAUUCUGGAGUUCACCAAAUUGAUGGUCCAUUAAAUUCACCUGUCUGGAAUGACCCCCCCCCCCCCGCUGGUACUUGACCAAUUUCACGUUUCAGUCUCAAUUUUUUUUUAUGGUAUGAUGCCUGUGUUCAUGGAAAGAGGUUUACGUAAAAGGCCAACAUUUGAUUUGAUUGCAGCAUAGAGAAGAAACACUGGCCCUUCUUUCAAAAUUAAGCAACUUUUAAAAGCGCCAUUUUAUUUAUUUCCUUUUAAAAACAAUAAUCUAUGCAGCACUUCAGGAAACAACUAUAUGGUGUUGUAUAUUAUAAACUGGUGACAUUCUACUAUUAAAUUAUGUACAACAUUUUUGUUUUUUAUGCUUCUUGAGGUGGCAAUGAGAAAAAAGUUUUUUAAAAAAGUGUGCCUUGCUGUAAUUCUUAUACCAUUUAUUAAAAAGCUGCUUUCAUGGUAAAAUUACGUUGGUUUGAAAGGAGGAAAUAGCAAGGUUAAGAUGUGUGAAUAAUUUCUGUAUAUAUGUAUAACCAAGUACAAACACUGAUGUAUAAUGACAGUAUAAAAUGCUUUCAUUUUUGUGAUGUCUAGUGAUGUGGAAAAUAUAAGCCUUAAAUCCAUUAGAUUGCAUGGUAAUUAAAAUUGGCAUAAUAAACAUAGUUUAUUGGGGGAAAAGGAAAAUUAGUGAUCUCUUCUACCUGUGUUCUUUACCAAAUUAUUGCAUCUGGUUCUGGAAAAAUGUGACAUGUAGCAGCUUCCAAAACACCCAUAUUGUAUAAGAGACUUAAAAUUACAUAAACUACACAUGAUGCUGUCACAAGUUCCAAAAUCUUUCUGGUAACUCUAAAGAUCUUGGAACACAAACGAUUAAAUGCCAGUUCCCCUAAACCAAUAAAAAUUUAUCCUAGAUA